Ochlerotatus camptorhynchus is the source of this 2771-nucleotide messenger RNA. RefSeq names its product vacuolar protein sorting-associated protein light (gene lt). NCBI's taxonomy places the organism in Eukaryota, Metazoa, Arthropoda, Insecta, Diptera, Culicidae. Gene Ontology annotation, molecular function: protein binding. The transcript is spliced from 10 exons. The record is from RefSeq and is a predicted model, not a curated record. Gene Ontology annotation, cellular component: HOPS complex; late endosome. Gene Ontology annotation, biological process: cellular response to starvation; endosomal vesicle fusion; macroautophagy. Bases 98 to 2605 code for a protein of 835 amino acids.
UCGAAGUUUUGUGUAAUUUAUUUCUGCUUUUUUAUGCGUUUCCAGCGUUUGGAUAAUCUAAAAUUCACGUCUUUAUCGCGUUCCACAUUCAAAAAUAAUGGACCAGUACGAUCCGGAGUCGGCCGAUUCGUGCAGUCUGACGGAGGAAGAAGUUGAACCGAAGCUCAAAUACGUAAGGCUAUCGAAUGAUCUGAAAAACAUUCUCAGUGAGGAAGCGGUCAGCUGUAUUGCGGUCCAUUCCAAGUUUCUCUGCUUGGGAACCCACUGGGGACGGAUUCACAUGCUGGACCAUCAAGGAAAUCGAGUAGAUAUACCUAUCAAUAUGAGACAAAAUCCACAUACUUUGUCGGUGAACAAGAUUGCAGUGGACAGCAAAGGAGAGCACAUAGCAACCUGUUCCGACGAUGGAAUGGUCAUCAUCAGCGGUCUUUGUACCGAUGAAAAUAAUCAAAAGUUGAAGGUCGACAAGGUGAUUAAAGCUGUGGAGCUGGAUCCGAUGCACCACAAGUCAGGGUCGGGAAGACGUUUUCUAAUAGGUGACAAUAAGCUGGUUCUUUACGAGAAAACAUUUUUGAAAGGCCUGAAACCAACGAUACUGAGCGAUUCGGAGGGACCGGUUAGUGCCAUCAAGUGGAAUGGGCAAUUCAUUGCCUGGGCAAGUUCUUUGGGAGUUCACGUGUACGAUUUGAAUGAGCGAUGCUCACUGGGACUGAUCAAAUGGGAAGAACCAAAAGACGGUAGAUUGACGGACUUUCGUUGUAAUUUGAACUGGUCCAAUCAGACUACGUUGCUCAUUGGAUGGGUUGAUACAAUAAGGAUUUGUGUAAUCAGAAAACGAAAUCCUAUUGAAGUUUCGACCCGGAACCUUCCUACCUACAUUGUAGAUCCUAUGUCAACAUUCCAAACCGAAUUCUACGUUUGUGGCAUAGCGCCGCUGGAAAGUCACCAACUGGUUGUUUUGGGGUUUUCGAAGGAGCGAGAUUCGGAAACGAACAAGGCCCUACGUCCGAUUCUGUGCGUGUUACAGUUUAAAGCUAGCGAUUAUAUCGAAAUAUGCACCGAUAGUCUCUCGAUGAGGGGACACCAGGAAUACAAGUGUGACGAUUAUCAUUUGGAUUGCUUGAUCGAGGAAAAUCAGUAUUUCAUAGUUUCUCCGAAGGAUGUAGUAGUGGCCAGUCUGUAUGAAACGGAUGAUCGCGUCCAGUGGUUGAUUGAGCACGGAAAGUUUGAACAAGCCAUGGAAGUGAUAGCGAAACAUGGUGGCAAGUACUCACUAGUCACGGUAGCUAGGCUAUAUCUGGAUCAUCUGCUCUCGUUGCAGCAGUUUGAUGAGGCGGCUAAACUAUGCCUGCGUGCCUUCAAAACUGAUAAGCAACUGUGGGGGGAAGAGGUUUACAAAUUUGCCAAGGUGAAGCAACUUCGUUCCGUCAGCAGCUACAUUCCCAAGUCGGCCGAGUGUAAACUGAAACCGCACGUGUACGAAAUGGUACUGUAUGAGUAUCUGCUUUUUGACCCAGACGGUUUCCUGCAGCUCAUCAAGGAGUGGCAACCAGGCUUGUACAACACCAAAGCUGUUAUCAAUGCGAUAAAUGGUAAUUUCAACAUAGAGGAUGCAAAUAUUUUACUGGAAGCUCUAGCGAUAUUGUAUUCCCACGAUAAGGAGUACGAUAAAGCUUUAACCAUGUAUUUGAAGUUACAACACAGAGACGUUUUCGAGCUAAUUAAAAACCACAACCUUUACUCGGUAAUCAAGGAUACAAUAGUGCAAUUAAUCGAAUUAGAUAGUGAAAAAGCAAUUGCCAUGCUGCUGGAGAAGGAUAAAAUUCCGGCGGAGGACGUUGUUAAGGAACUAGAAAAUCGCGAAGAUUAUUUGUAUCGGUAUCUGGAUGCGUACGAUAAGAUAGAUAAUUCGGGGAAAUUUCAUUGGAAGCUAGUCAAACUCUACGCCAAGUAUGAACCCAGCAAAUUGCUCACGUUCCUAAAACGAUCGAACAACUAUCCCAUACAAGAAGCUUUUGACAUUUGCAAACAGCAGUUGUUUUAUCCGGAGAUGGUAUAUCUGCUGGGCCGGAUGGGAAACACCAGAGAUGCGCUAUCCAUUAUCAUUCACAAAUUGGAGGAUAUUCAAAUGGCAAUAGACUUUUGCAAAGAGCACGAUGACAUGGACCUUUGGAACGAUUUGAUAAACGAAUCCGUUGAGAAGCCAUACAUCAUGACGAAACUGUUGGAUGGUAUCGCCGGAUUCAUAAAUCCGGAAUUGUUGGUGAAUAAAAUCAAGAAGGGCCAGGAAAUUCCAGGGCUGAAAAAUUCCAUCAUAAAAAUGCUGUGCGGGUUCAGUCUUCAGGUUUCGAUACAGGAUGGAUGCAAUCAGAUUCUUGUAUCUGACUAUUUCAACAUGCACGAGAGACUGUCCAAAGUCCAGCAGAGGGCACUAGCAGUUACAGGGGAGAAUACGUGUGGUCUAUGUAGGAGGGAUAUUAUCGUUAAAGAUCACUCGAGAACUGACAUCGUGGUGUUCAACUGUCGGCAUUUUUUCCACGAGAACUGUUUACCAGAUAAAUACAACGUAGACUUUUGUACUGUGUGUAAAUCUCGAAAGCCGUGAAGAUGUGCAAGUGUGGUCAAAUGUAUGGUUUGUAUAAACAAUAGGAUCGUGUGUUAAUUGUAAAAUCAAGUAAGGGAACAUAGUUUAUCUUUUCGCUGUUUUAUUAUUUUAAAAGUAUGCUUAUUUAUUUUUAUACGUAAUACUCAAAACAGAUGAUUGCUAACAU